CACGAUACGCGCUACGAGUUACGAGUACCGACUGCUCUACUAGUGUUGCACCCUUGCGCACAUGAUGAGAACAUAAACAAAUGCACAUUCAUGAAAUUCAAUUUAAUAUUCCUUUAUAUUUGUUGAGGAAAUUAAUAACGUAAUUUGUGAACGAUUUUGAUUGUUUUAUUUAGAAAGUUUGUAUUUCGAGUAUUUUUAAGGCUGUUUUGAUAAAUAUUUAAAGACUAUGCAGUGUUAUCCGAAGUUGUCACCUAAGCGUGAGCCUCCGGAAGGAUUAUACGAGAUCGAGAUGUUACCCGGGGCGCGAAGAUUAGAACUGCCGGCUCCUCCGGGAAAGGAGUUCCGCGCGCCCGUGCUAUUGGCAGGGCCCUCUCUUGCUCCGACGCACUCCGUCAUUCAAUGCAUGCGACCACCACCGCCGCCACCGCCACCACCUCCACCACGUCUCCUCAAGCCUCCAUCAUUCGAAGAACCGUCGAGCUCCAUCCCCGAUUUAGAAUUUGACGGUACCACGGUUCUGUGCCGCGUCUGUGGCGACAAGGCCAGUGGGUUCCACUACGGCGUCCACUCCUGCGAGGGCUGCAAGGGCUUCUUCCGGCGAUCUAUACAACAGAAGAUACAAUACCGGCCCUGCACGAAGAACCAGCAGUGUAGUAUCCUCAGGAUUAACAGGAAUCGGUGCCAGUAUUGCCGACUGAAAAAAUGCAUCGCCGUCGGAAUGAGCAGAGAUGCUGUGCGAUUCGGUCGUGUACCCAAACGCGAGAAAGCGCGUAUCCUCGCAGCGAUGCAACAGUCGUCGUCGUCUCGUGCACACGAGCAAGCAGCUGCCGCUGAACUUGAUGACGCUCCUCGGUUGCUGGCGCGAGUGGUGCGCGCUCAUCUCGACACGUGCGAGUUCACGCGUGAUCGCGUCGCUUCCAUGCGAGCCAGAGCUCGCGACUGUCCCACCUACUCGCAGCCUACUCUGGCUUGCCCACUAAACCCGGCGCCAGAGCUGCAAUCUGAAAAGGAAUUUUCGCAACGUUUCGCCCAUGUGAUACGUGGCGUGAUUGACUUUGCCGGCCUCAUCCCUGGCUUCCAGCUGCUGACCCAAGAUGACAAAUUCACGCUGCUCAAAAGUGGUCUGUUCGAUGCAUUGUUCGUGCGACUCAUCUGUAUGUUUGACGCUCCUCUUAAUAGUAUCAUCUGUCUCAAUGGGCAACUGAUGAAGAGAGACUCCAUCCAGAGCGGUGCCAAUGCAAGGUUUCUCGUUGAUUCUACUUUCAAGUUUGCGGAACGUAUGAAUUCCAUGAAUUUGACGGACGCGGAAAUAGGACUUUUCUGUGCUAUAGUCCUCAUCACUCCGGAUCGGCCUGGCCUGCGAAACAUAGAGCUAGUGGAAAGAAUGCACUCGCGACUGAAGGCGUGCUUGCAAACUGUCAUUGCACAGAACAGGCCAGAGAGACCUGGGUUUUUAAGAGAAUUAAUGGAUACAUUACCUGAUUUACGCACUUUAAGCACGCUUCACACAGAAAAACUUGUUGUUUUCCGAACGGAACAUAAGGAGUUAUUGCGUCAACAAAUGUGGAAUGAAGAAGAAGGUGUUUCCUGGGCCGAUUCCGUAGUGGAGGAAUCAGCUCGUAGCCCCAUCGGGUCUGUAUCCAGCAGCGAGUCCGGGGAGGUGCCGAGUGACUGUGGCACUCCUUUACUGGCAGCAACGUUGGCCGGUCGCCGGCGACUUGACUCUCGGGGCUCUGUCGAUGAAGAAGCUCUCGGCGUCGCACAUCUGGCUCACAACGGACUCACCGUGACGCCCGUCCGCCCUCCUCCCCGGUAUCGGAAGUUGGAUUCCCCGACUGAUUCGGGUAUUGAAUCUGGCAACGAGAAACACGAGAGGAUAAUCGGACCCGGGUCGGGUUGUUCUAGUCCGCGGUCGUCCUUAGAAGAGCACACCGAGGACAGACGGCCCACCGCGCCCGCCGAUGACAUGCCCGUGCUCAAACGUGUGCUUCAGGCUCCACCUUUGUACGGCGGAACUUCUACAUUGAUGGAUGAAACCUACAAACCACACAAGAAAUUCCGCGCUAUGAGGCGCGACACCGGAGAAGCAGAGGCUCGUCCAGUGCAGCCGACGCCGUCGCCACAGCCGCUGCACCCGCACCCGGCCAGUCCGGCUCAUCCGGCUCAUUCGCCGCGACCACCGCGCAUUUCUCUGUCAUCCACGCAUUCGGUGCUCGCUAAAAGUUUAAUGGAGGGGCCGAGAAUGACUCCUGAACAAUUAAAACGUACCGAUAUGAUCCAGCAGUACAUGCGGCGAAAUGAAGCUGGUUCUAGUGUGGAAGGAUGUCCGCUGCGAACUGGAGGGCUGCUGACCUGCUACCGCGGUGCGUCUCCGGCUCCGCCGCCAGUGCUGGCGCUGCAGGUGGACGUGACGGACGCGCCGCUGAACCUCUCCAAGAAGUCGCCGUCGCCGCCUCGUUCGUACAUGCCGCAGAUGUUAGAGGCGUGAGGCCGGCCCGCGGAGCCGCGAGUCUCCGCCACCCCACCCCGACCUACUUUAAAUUAAAUAAACUAGAUAAUAGUAAUCGUUCGCAGAUCGUUUUAAUAUAUUAUAUGUGAUAAUUCGUGUAGGACGUGUGCGUGCGUGGCCGGCGCCGAACGAGGAGAGCGCAAUAGACUGAAAAUUAACAUAAUUUAAGACUAUAUAAGUGUAAUUUAUAAUACAAUGCAGCGCCGGUCGUGGUGUGUUUGUGUGUAUUGUAUGUGCGUAUGUGAGCGUGCUCAGUCAUUUGUUUGUUAAUAUAAUGACAGGUUGUCGAAUUAAAUAAAACAAAUUGUAAGAAUUA
Messenger RNA from Bombyx mori (domestic silkworm), 2825 nucleotides. It is a transcript of the gene Eip75B, whose product is annotated as nuclear hormone receptor E75. Gene Ontology annotation, molecular function: RNA polymerase II cis-regulatory region sequence-specific DNA binding; zinc ion binding; nuclear receptor activity. Gene Ontology annotation, biological process: hormone-mediated signaling pathway; cell differentiation; negative regulation of transcription by RNA polymerase II. Lineage: Eukaryota; Metazoa; Arthropoda; Insecta; Lepidoptera; Bombycidae. The record is from RefSeq and is marked validated.